AUGGCGAUAUCUAGCGGAGUGCUCCUCUCGCGGUCGCGCCUGUUCUCCGUCCUCUCCCUAGCUCUGCUGUCUUCCCAAGCUGCGCAUGCGCAAUUAUAUUCGCCUCUGGAUCCGAUCUUCUAUUUUUGCUCGCGAUGGUUCUCAUCUUCGAUUGUCAAGGAUGGCAGUCUUUACAUCAAUGGCGGAAUAGAGACCUUCUAUCACUCUGGAGUGACAUCCGAUACAAUCCUCGGCAUUAAUACAUAUCUAAUUCAAGUGUCGAUGGAAACAUCAUGGGACUGGAAAACGAACAUCACCAUCACAGACGAGAGCAAGAGCACCGCCAACCCGAAGACUGGAACUUAUCCUCCUAGUUUGGUACGCGGCACGAUGUUUCACGGCCCCGCGGAUUUGAAAGAGGUGUAUGCGUUCGGAGGUACCACUUUCAUGGGCAACACGAGCUUCUUGGGAUAUGUCGCGCCCGAUGCUAGUACCUAUCCGCUGUGGACAUACGCAUACGACUCAUCUGACUUCCGAUGGGAUCAAAACGACAUCGGACAGCCCUGGAAACCGAACCAUGGAGCAGCGGCUGAGGCAAUUGAUCAAGGGUUGGGCUUCUACUUGAAUGGCCAGAUCGACAAGGGAACGGAUUCUUCGACGAAGAACUUCGGCAAUGAUAGCACCCUGCCUCUUGAUGGAAUGCUAGUAAUUGACCUUGCCAAUUCGACAUCGAAUAAUAUCUCAACAGCGGCUAUUAGCGGAAAUGAACCAAGGGUGGGCGGGGGGCUCCAGUAUAUUGCGGAUGUUGGGAAGAAAGGUAUUCUGGUGGCUUUAGGUGGCCAAUUGAGUCCCCAGAACGUCUCGGCAAGCACUUCCACGAAUGGUCGCUUGCUUAGCUUGGACACCGUUGAUGUUUUCGACAUCAGUUCAUACAUUGACGACCCGGACACUAAUGGUACUUGGUACAACCAAACGACAACUGGCGAAAUCCCAGAGCCUAGGAUAGACUUCUGUGUCGUUGCUGCUUCCGCACCAGAUAAUUCCAGUCAUCACAUAUAUCUCUACGGCGGCCACAACACAAUAUCAGGAGUUCCCUAUGACGACAUCCACGUUCUCUCCUUGCCAGCUUUUAGAUGGACUAAAAUCAACUUUGGGGCUAGCCCUCGAUGGGGACACGAUUGUCAUGUCGUCGGGAACCGACAGCUACUCACAGUGGGUGGGAACACCACGAACGAGCAAUGCGAUUGGGAGAUUAAGGGCGUCGCUAUCCUAGACAUGUCCACUAUCACUUGGGGUAGUGUCUACGACGCGUUCGCGCCUGAGUAUCUCGUCCCUACCCCUAUAACGAAGUGGCUAGGAGGCAGUCCAAGUGGAGGCGCGACAAUCACCGCACCCGCAGGUGGCUACAAUUCCACUGGACUCGCGCAACUUAUGGGCGUAAAGAGGAUCUGGCCUACUUCCGCCCCUCCACCUUCGCCAUCAGCUCCACCUCCGUCCCACCACAAGAAAACCAGCGUCGGCGUCAUCGUCGGGCCCGUGAUUGGCGGGGUCGCAGCGCUCGCUCUCCUUGGAGGCCUACUCCUCUGGCUCCGCCACCGGCGACACAAGAAAGCCAUGACGCCCCACGAGCUGGAGGCGGCGGAGAAGUCCGAAAUGCACGAGGAGCCCAAGAAGAUGCCGUACGAGCUGCCCGACGACAACCGUAUACCAACUGAGAUGGCAGAGCAGCAUGGGCUCGCCGAGGCGCCGCGGGAGACGACCACUUAUGCUGUUGAAUUACCUGCGACUACUAUUUCGAGAGAUGCGAAGCCGGGUGUGCCGAUGUUGAGGACGCCGUCAAAUGAGGAUCCGCCGCAGCUAGAACUAUUGCGGUGA
Mytilinidion resinicola is the source of this 1854-nucleotide messenger RNA. RefSeq lists its product as uncharacterized. The record is from RefSeq and is a predicted model, not a curated record. The transcript has 5 exons. Gene Ontology annotation, molecular function: protein binding. NCBI's taxonomy places the organism in Eukaryota, Fungi, Ascomycota, Dothideomycetes, Mytilinidiales, Mytilinidiaceae. Bases 1 to 1854 code for a protein of 617 amino acids.